AUGGAAGAGAGACCCCCACCUCCAGUGCUUCCCAAAAACCAACGUGGACUCAAUGCCGAACUCAAACAAGAGAAGAAAGAUAGGAAGAGACAACCUGAGAAUGCAGAGGGAGAUCAGUACUGCAUGAAAAUCCACAAGCGGAAGUUGAAAAAUGGGCAGAUGAAGUUUACGUAUGCAAUUGCCAGGAAGGAUACAAAUCAGCAGAUAGUGCAACUCACUCAAAAUGCCAAAGCAGAUGCAGACGUCGUGAUCGAUGCCAUGGUCAAAGAUCUCAAUGCUGGAAGCAUCACAGCUGAUGCAGAGACUUCUUCCGGUGGCAGCUGCCGCUUCAUCGAAUUCUUUGCUGGUGUCAGUGUUAUAGCACAACAGUUUGCAUUGCACGGACAUGGAGCAUGGGCUUUCGACACAGAUCGCUCACCCAGUCAUGACUUGAACAGUGAGCUGGGCAUCCUGAUGAGUUUGUUGUGCAUCCUGGCUUUACCUUUGGGCAGCGCAGCACAUUUCGCAGUUGUAUGCAAAUCCUAUUGCUGGAUCAACAAGGGCACUCACCAGAGAGGUACUUUGAUGGGUCUGGAGAGCGCCGUGUCAAAGGUGGAGAAGGGCUUCAAGCAACCCAGGUUGAAGCGGAAACAGCAGCUGUUGCUUCCCAGCAGUCAGUUCCAGGGUAUGACAGAUAUAAAAGAGGAACUCCUGACCCAGAUGGACUUGCCAGAGGGGACCUUUGGAGUGGCGCAGGUGAACCUAGGACUGGAAUGUGCUAGGGUCGGUGAACCUAGGGGUGCAGAUUCGUUGAAGAUGUCUUUAGACACGGCAGCAACCUGUGGUGGACUUGAUACUCAGGACAUGUCAGACACCACAUUGCGUGAAGCUGCAGCUUUGCUUUUGAAGAGUCAGGGUGAGCGUGAGCAGGAAAUUGUCAAUGAACAGUGGAGGCAAAUUCUAACAAGGGAGAAACAGCAAACCUUGGCACCAGCAGACCUUCGCAGCUCUGCCCCAGAAGCCACGAAAGUUCACCAACUUAUACAAGACCAGCUGCAAAUGGAGAGAUUGAUGAACGAAAAGAAACAAGCUCUUGAGGAGGCAAAGGAGCAAUUGAGGUUGCAGGAGGAGGCUGAGAAAAGGUUGGCUACAAAGACAACUUUGGAAGAGCAGAAGCAAUCUGAGGAGAUGAAGGCAAAGGAGCAGCAGCGAUUGCAGGAGGAGAACAAAAGGUUAGCUGCACAGAAGGCUUUGGAGGAGCAGAAGCUAGCUGAGGAGAUGAAGGCAAAGGAGCAGCAGCGGCUGCAGGAGGAGGCGGCGGCUAGAUUGGCUGCUCAGAAGGCUUUGGAGGAGAAGAGGCUAGCUGAGGAGAUGCAGGCACAGGAGCAGGAGCGGUUGCAGGAGGAGAACAGAAGGCUAGCUGCACAGAAGGCUUUGGAGGAGCAGAAGCUAGCUGAGGAGAUGAAGGCAAAGGAGCAGGAGCUGUUGCACGAGGCGAACAGAAGGUUAGCUGCACAGAAGGCUUUGGAGGAGCAGAAGCUAGCUGAGGAGAUGAAGGCAAAGGAGCAGCAGCGGCUGCAGGAGGAGGCGACUAGAUUGGCUGCUCAGAAGGCUUUGGAGGAGAAGAGGCUACUUGAGGACCAGCAGCGUUUGCAGGAGGAGGCCACUAGAUUGGCUGCUCAGAAGGCUUUGGAGGAGAAGAGGCUACUUGAGGAUAUGCAGGCAAAGGAGCAGCAACGGUUGCAGGAGGAGGCCACUAGAUUGGCUGCCCAGAAGGCUUUGGAGGAGACGAGGCGAGCUGAGCAGAUGAAGGCAAAGGAGCAGCAACGGUUGCAGGAAGAGGCCAUUAGAUUGGCUGCUCAGAAGGCUUGGGAGGAUCAGAAGCUACUUGAGGAGACAAAGGCAAAGGAGCAGCAGCGGUUGCAGGAGGAGGCCACUAGAUUGGCUGCUCAGAAGGCUUUGGAGGAGAAGAGGCUACUUGAGGAUAUGAAGGCAAAGGAGCAGCAGCGGUUGCAGGAGGAGGCCACUAGAUUGGCUGCUCAGAAGGCUUUGGAGGAGAAGAGGCUACUUGAGGAUAUGAGGGCAAAGGAGCAGCAGAGGUUGCAGGAGGAGGCCACUAGAUUGGCUGCUGAGAAGGCUUUGGAGGAGAAGAUGCUACGUGAGGAGCAGCAACGGUUGCAGGAGGAGGCCGAUCGAUUGGCUGCCGACAAGGCUUUGGAGGAGCAAAGGCUUCAUGAGGAGAUGAGAAGGUUGGAGGAGCAGAAGCGUGCUCUUCUCGCUGAAGGAGAGAAACUGCAUGAGGACCAGAAAAUGGUGAAGGCUUUGGAAGCAUCUUGUAAAGCAGGAGCUACCAAGAAGGUUACUGCGUUGACAGUAACUUGGCCAUAUGACAAUUGCAUGCAGGCAGAUGCCUUGCAGCAGCUUUCAGCAAAUCAGGGUGAUGAUAAGCCGAAGAGCAGACGGGCAUGCUACAAUGCAUUGGUCCGGUUGAAGGAAAACCCUGCGCGAAUGAAGGCUUUGCCAAAUGAUCUUCGCAAAAGACUUUUGGAGGAGGACGGCCUCUCAAAAGUACCUUCUGAUCUGGUCAACUUGAUGAUGGACGUGGGGGGUGACCUAUCGCAGCUCUCGAUGCGGUUCAAUACAACUGCGGCGCGCAUCACUGAUGUUUCAGACCGUCAGGGCAUGCGAUUGCACACAGAAACCGAGAUCUUGAAGAUGUACAACGAGGAGGAUGCAAAGAUCGUGAUGCAAAACAAAAAGAAGGAAGGUCUGACUACCAAGGAUCCGAACCACCCAGACAAGCUCUGCUACUGGAUGUACAGUGCUGAGAAGGAGGUUAACAACACCAAUCGGAACAGCAAUGCAGUGGAGAUGUCGGCAGAUGUGGACACAGACAACAGGGAUCUUGUGAACAACUUGAUGUCUGAGACCCAGGUCGACCCAGAUGACUCGAAGCCAAAUAAGCGUCCUGGCAAAGCCAGCAAAGGGGCAGCCAAGGAUGUUGCCAUGCUCACACCAUUGGAACGUGGAAAGGACUUGGAGCAGAAGGUGAUCAAGCUGAAGGGGGAAUGUGGGAAUCUCCAGUGUCAAAUGCAAACAUUGGAGUUUGGAGCUGGGCUGGCGAAGGAGCUUGGGAAGUUGGAGAAGGAAUUUGAGUGUUGUAAGGAGCUCGAGGCACCAAAGCAAGCGGCCCAAAGCAUGGCCAGAGGCAUUAAGGGCAAAAGGGAUCCAGCGGACUUUGACAGCGUGGGUUGCUCCCUAUUGGCCGAAGCAGUGGGUGCAGGUGCAUUGUCAGUCAAACAGUGUUCUGGCAUUGCUGCUGGCUUUAAGAGCGAUGGGGUGCGUGGCCAUGCAAUCAAACAAUUUGCAAAACGCCCUGCUGAACGUGAUAUGUUCAGGAUCCCAUUGUUAACAACAGUUGGCUUGGACAAGAAGGAAGUCUUGCAAGAUGUGGGAUUUCUUUUGCCUUCUGACAUCAUUGAUUUCGUCAUGAGGCAGGACAAGUCCGUGGCAAACAGUUCUUUUUUCUCCGAGGGUGCAGCAGAAGUAUUGAAAUUCUGGUUGAAUGAGGAUCCUGACCACAUAGAUCGAUUGCGAUUGCAAGAGGAAGAGUUCGCAUUGACCUUACCUAUAUGCUGGCACGAAGAUGCAGUUCCGCAUUUCCAAAACGACACAGUGGUUGGAAAGGCAAAUUUUGUUUCUGGAACGGAGACGCCGAAGCCCGAUGGCAUGCGCAUGACACUGGGCAUGCGUACCCUGUGCAAGCUUAUGCAUCUACCUCCAGAAGCUUCCCCUGAUCUAGUUCUCCUCCGGACUACACUAGCAGCUCAGAAGUGGGCCAAUGAGAGAAAGUUGGACUUGAGCAUCAAACCGUUGACACUGGCUUCCCUGAAUUUGAGUGAGGGCUGCAAAUAUCCCGAGCUGGAUUCACAGAUCAAGGCUGCCAGAACGCGAGAGGAACUCCUGGAUGAGACUGUGGACCCCGAAGCAAUGUUUCAUGCCCAAGUCCGGGCAAGCAUGUGCUUUUCCUUGAGCAACAUGCUGUCCAUUUGGAGCAAAGGCAAGCGCCCAUUCAUGGGACAACAAUCCCAAGACUCAAGCCGCUACCUGGGAAACUUGUUUUUUGCCUGCUACACAUGGUUGGCAGGGGAAGCGCUUCAGAACAGAGAACUUUUGUGGAAACUACGCCCGAAACAUCACUAUUUCGUGCACCUCGUGGACAAUGCAGUGCAGACUGGCUUAAAUCCGAUGCAUAUGAGCAACUUCUUGGACGAGGUUGUCCCCGUGCAAUUUUAG
This is a messenger RNA of Cladocopium goreaui, 4275 nucleotides long. The record is from the annotation of a GenBank genome assembly. NCBI's taxonomy places the organism in Eukaryota, Dinophyceae, Suessiales, Symbiodiniaceae.